Ascoidea rubescens DSM 1968 is the source of this 1401-nucleotide messenger RNA. RefSeq lists its product as uncharacterized. Gene Ontology annotation, biological process: regulation of transcription by RNA polymerase II. Gene Ontology annotation, molecular function: protein binding; DNA-binding transcription factor activity, RNA polymerase II-specific; RNA polymerase II cis-regulatory region sequence-specific DNA binding. Lineage: Eukaryota; Fungi; Ascomycota; Saccharomycetes; Ascoideales; Ascoideaceae. The record is from RefSeq and is a predicted model, not a curated record. The annotation marks the transcript as partial. The transcript has 2 exons.
CUAAUCAACAUCGUCACUGCCUCUCUAUCCUCUCCCUCCGAUCAGAAAACUGUCGUAUCUGACCAGUAUGCCAAUGACAAAAACAGUGCUACCGAAGUUCAGGCCUAUGCCAAAAUAUCUGGCUCAAACUGGACCUACUACGUCAAAACACUAAAAAUCAAAAUAGGCAGAAACACUGAAGUCAACAACCUCAAUAACCAGUCCACCUCCAAUCCCUCCUCCAAUACAAACCCAAACACUGUCGACAUAGACCUAGGCCCUGCCAAAGUCGUCUCAAGACAACAUGCGACCAUCUCCUACAACCUCUCAACAAGAAACUGGGAACUCCACGUAACUGGCAGAAAUGGUGCAAAAAUCGAUAACCUAAGAAUACCCUUUGGUCAAGCAUCUGAUCCAAAAGUAUUGCAUUCAGGCAACGUUAUAGACAUUGGUGGAACUCAAAUGAUGUUCAUAUUGCCUGAAUCAACUCCCACCAUAGCACAAUCCAUCCUAUCACAACUAUCCUCAAAAUUCUCAAAACUAUCCUCAGUAAACCCAUCCAACAACCCAAAUCCUCACAAUCAAUCAACUUUCACUAAUUUCACCACCAUAAACCCCAUCAAUAAUAAUAAUAAUAAUAAUAAUAAUAAUAAUAAUAAUAAUAACAACAACAACAACAACAUAGUCAACCCAACCUCUUCAUCCAAUAACCAUCAAUUCCAAAUCUCAAAUCUAUCUUCAAAUUCAAAUUCAAAUUCAAACCAAAACAAUUCUAAUCAAACCAAUUCAAACAAUUCAAACUCAAAUUCAAAUAAAAAUGGCUACGUCAAUUACCCAUUCAUGGCUAACCACAUCAAAGGCUUCCAAAUAUUCAACAACAUCAACCCCUUAAUAAAUAACAUCUCUCAAUCCAACAACAAUAACAACAACAUCAACUCACAUAAUAACUCAAACCUUUUAUCAAACGGCUCAUCCAACAACAACAACAUCAACAACACUCAUCUACUACAAAAUAUAAACGCCUCAAAUAACUUGAUGAUCCCAAACUCCCUAGCUCUCAAAAAUAACAUACUACACAAUUUAGAACAAGACCUAUCCAAAGAAGAAUCAAAAGAUAUCAAACCUCCCUAUUCCUAUGCUACAAUGAUAACCCAAGCUAUUUUAUCAAAUCCAGAGGGCGUACUAUCACUAAGCGAAAUUUAUGACUGGAUUUCAAAGCACUACGCCUUUUACAGAUUCAGCAAAACUGGCUGGCAAAACUCAAUAAGGCAUAAUCUCUCCUUGAAUAAAGCCUUUGAAAAAGUCCCACGAAGACCUGACGAGCCUGGUAAAGGCAUGAAAUGGCAAAUCGCUGAGUCCUACAAAGACGAAUUUUUAAGAAAUAUUGCUACUGGUAAUAUAAGUAAAGUUAGGAGAGGCAGC